AGAAGGGGAAGCCGAUGGUGGCGGGUUGGUAAGAGGGCUCGCGUUUGCGCAUUGGUAAGCGAUCGCCUCUCGUUCCCUCUCUUCCUCCUUUACCUUUAGGGAUAGGAACGGUGAGGUUAGGGGGAAGGAGAAAUCAAGGUCAGGACGGGGUGGAUGGGGACAUGGCGGAAGGCCUACGGAGCCCUCAAGGAUUCUACCAAAGUUGGGCUCGCGAAGGUCAAUAGCGAAUUCAAGGAUUUGGAUAUUGCUAUCGUCAAAGCAACAAACCAUGUAGAAUGCCCCCCGAAGGAGCGACACGUGCGGACGAUUUUUGCUGCUACCUCGGUGGUUCGUCCGCGAGCCGAUGUAGCUUACUGCAUCUAUGCGCUAGGCAGAAGACUGUCCAAGACCCAUAAUUGGACGGUUGCAUUGAAAGCAUUGAUAGUUAUUCACAGGACAAUGAGGGAAGGUGAUCCUACAUUUCGAGAGGAGCUAUUAAGCUAUUCUCGUCGAGGCAGUAUUCUUCAAAUAUCCAACUUUAAGGAUGAUUCAUGUCCUUUGGGAUGA
Molecule: messenger RNA, 546 nt
Organism: Zingiber officinale
Lineage: Eukaryota; Viridiplantae; Streptophyta; Magnoliopsida; Zingiberales; Zingiberaceae
Product: putative clathrin assembly protein At2g01600
Exons: 5
Coding region: 154-546 (130 amino acids)
Biological process (GO): clathrin coat assembly; vesicle budding from membrane; clathrin-dependent endocytosis
Cellular component (GO): clathrin-coated vesicle; clathrin-coated pit
Molecular function (GO): SNARE binding; 1-phosphatidylinositol binding; clathrin heavy chain binding
Source: RefSeq, a predicted model, not a curated record